Molecule: messenger RNA, 1107 nt
Organism: Microtus ochrogaster (prairie vole)
Lineage: Eukaryota; Metazoa; Chordata; Mammalia; Rodentia; Cricetidae
Gene: Popdc2
Product: popeye domain cAMP effector 2
Biological process (GO): skeletal muscle tissue development; regulation of membrane potential; heart development
Cellular component (GO): sarcolemma
Molecular function (GO): cAMP binding
Source: RefSeq, a predicted model, not a curated record
AUGAGUCCCAACAGCAGCGCGCUGGGUCAGCUCCUCUGGCGGGGGCCAGUGUGCGGUAGCUGGAAGCAGGAUAUGGAAGGUGCCGUCUACCACCUUGCCAACUGCUUCUUGCUCAUGGGUUUCAUGGCAGGCAGUGGGGUGUACGGCUGCUUCUAUCUUUUCGGCAUCCUGGGCCCAGGCUACCUGUGCUGUGUGCUGUGGGGCUGGUUUGAUGCCUGCGGGCUGGACAUCGUCCUUUGGAACUCCCUGCUGACGGCGGCUUGCCUGCUUCAACUGGCGCAUUUGGUGUAUCGCCUCCGGGUGAAUACCCUCCCCGAGGAGUUCAACCUCCUCUACAAGACGCUGUGCCUGCCCCUGCAGGUGCCCCUGCAGGUCUACAAGGAAAUUGUCCACUGCUGCCACGAGCAGGUCUUGACACUGGCCACGGAGCAGACCUAUGCCGUGGAGGGUGAGACACCCAUCAACCGCCUGUCCCUGCUCCUCUCUGGCCGGGUUCGAGUGAGCCAGGAUGGGCAGUUUCUGCACUACAUCUUUCCGUACCAGUUCAUGGACUCCCCCGAAUGGGAAUCGCUGCAUCCUUCCGAGGAGGGGACCUUCCAGGUCACGCUGACUGCUGAGACCGAGUGUAGCUACAUUUCCUGGCCCCGGAAAAAUCUCCACCUUCUUCUGAACAGAGAGCGAUACAUCUCCCGCCUCUUCUCAGCCCUGCUGGGCUAUGACAUCUCCGAGAAGCUCUACACGCUCAAUGACAAGCUGUUCGCUAAGUUUGGGCUGCGCUUCGACAUCCGCCUCCCCAGUCUCUACCAUGUUCUGGGGUCCUCAGCCUCGGAUGGAGGACCCGAGUCUGAGAAGGACGAGGAAGAAGUCUUUGAGGCCGCCGUGUCCCCUGCGGAGGCCAGGCCCAUCUGUAUCCUGCCAACACCCCCUUGCUCCCCACCUCCAGCUCCGACCAACUUCCCUGCAUCUCUGCCCCGGGCUAGGAUGUCCAGACCUGACAGUGGCCCCCUGGGUGAGGACUCCACCAGUCUGGUGCUGGAGGAUUUUGAAGAGGUUUCAGGAUCAGAGUCGUUUAUGGAUUAUAGGAGUGAUGGGGAGUACAUGAGGUGA